Messenger RNA from Ambispora leptoticha, 125 nucleotides. The record is from the annotation of a GenBank genome assembly. NCBI's taxonomy places the organism in Eukaryota, Fungi, Glomeromycota, Glomeromycetes, Archaeosporales, Ambisporaceae.
CUAACAAUUUGGUGCCCCUUGAUGAAAGAUUCAACAAGAAGAAUCAAAGCAACAACGAAGCUGGCGAUGGUGAAAGAAGGAAUCGCCAAGUACAAGCUACGCAAACCAAAAAACGCAUAUCCUAA